GCGCGCUUUCCUGCGGGAGGGCCUGCUGGACUUAACGCCGACGGCCUCCGCGGGGUGGAAUGGACGCCGCUCCUGAGCACCCUCUGCCCCUGAUCUGUAUCCAGAGUUUCUUCCAGCCACGGCUUGGCGAGACAGGUUGUGACAGAAAUAAAGUUUACAGAAGUCGUGUUCCUGCGAUAAGAAAUAAAGAUGUGACCUUGCAGUUGUGUAAAGCUCUUAAAUGCUGUGUAAGUGUGUCGGGUGCGCUAAGGAACCUGGAGCUAAAUGGGCUAGUUCUUAGAGAGAGCGACUUAACUAUGUUAACAAAGGGAUGGAAUAAAUUGGCCACUUGGGUGCACCUGUGUCUUGCGAAUUGUCCACUUGGAGACGGAGGUUUAGAAAUUAUUUGUCAAGGUGUAAAGAACUCUACCACUCUUAAGACAGUAAACUUCACGGGAUGUAAUCUGACAUGGCAGGGAGCAGAUCACAUGGCCAAGAUCUUAAAGUAUCAGACUACCAGAAGGCAUGAAGAAACCUGGGCUGAGAGUCUUCGUUCCAGGAGACCUGAUCUUGACUGUAUGGCUGGUUUGAGGCGCAUCACUCUGAACUGCAACACGCUCAUUGGUGACCUGGGUGCAAGUGCUUUGGCAGAAUCUCUUAGUGAGGAUUUAUGGCUUAGAGAAGUACAAAAGCUGAAAAUGUUCUGAAGUUGGAGCAUAAACUGGGGGCUGGAAUAACAGACCUGUGAGAGCCCUCCAUCAUGACAGGAUGCUUAGAAUACAGAGGAAGUCAGUGGAGUCCCCACAGGACAGAUGGAAAAGAUAAUCCUUUAGAGAAACAAACCUCAGAGAACUGAUGCCUUAAGAGACUUUGGACAGCCUCCUGGCCCUCUGGAAGACCUGGGCACUGAGGAUGGAGAAUCAGCCUGCAGCCAUGAGUUGGGAAAAAAGUUCAGAAAAGGAGAAGAGGAAGGACAACAGCACAACCUGUAAUCAUGACAAUGGUGAAGAUGCUUACAAGUGAAAUCUUGGCAUUGGCUUUUCUGAUAUUAAUUGUAUUUUUUUUGAAAACCAUUCUUGUAGAAGAGUCUUAUUAGAAAGUAAUUUCAUAACAUGAGUUCCUGUUAGUACUGCAUUCACAGACCUCAGCAUGUUAUCUGAGUAGCUUGGGGUCUGCUAAAGUUUAGGUGUUGCUAUUCCAGACCAGAUAGUCUACAUGAGCCCUUAAACUAGGAAUUCAGAAUGAAGAAAUUAUUUGAGAAUAGUAGAAUUAUAUAGUUAAUAAAUUGUGUGUAGCUUUAACUAAACAAUUAGAGUUGAUAUUUCAGCCUUUUACAAUGAGCAUGUACAGUCAUCCCUCAUUAGGUUAUUGGAAUAAUGAUUACAUAAACCUGUAUGUUAGUUAUUCUCCAUUUGCUGAACACUUCCUAUCCAGCUGUAGAGCUGGAAGCAUCAAAUAGAAGAAGAUGAGAUAACCCAGCAAUUAGGUGCCACAGGAAAUAGGCACCACCCCUAGGGCUGGGAGAAGCUAAAGAGGCAAAGAGAGGCUACUGCCUCAGAACAGGAACUUGGAGGAGAUUCCUCCAGAACAAGAAGUUAAAAAGACAGAGGUAGAAGGAAGAGAAAAAGAGCAAGAAAGAAUUAUAGUUUCUCCCCAUCUCCCAUCUACUAAUCAUCUACCAGUAUCUCCUCUUGGUGAAACUAAAUAGAAAACCAUUGGUAAAGAAUCUGAGAACUACAUUUUGUAAAUUCCCACAACAGAUUACAAAAAAGUAUCAAAGGAUAAUUGGGGGACUGAAAGAGAACAGGUAAAUAUCCAGCACCCCUCACCAAAGGGCCCCAAGAAAGAAGUCACCCUGUCUCUGUGAUGUCUCCAAUUUCUCUAUCUCCAUAGUUUCUUCCUUUCACAGAUACAAGGCAAUGACCAAGGAGGUGUCUUUCCUCACUUACAGCAAAUAUCACUGUCCCAGAAGAAAUCCUUUUAACAUUAAUAAUCCUUUAACCUCCUCCUGCCCACAACAUUUGGAUUAUCUAUAUAUCCUAUGUGUAAUCAAAAAUCAUUUUAUAAAUCAUAGAGGGUGUGAGGACUGGGGCACUUUUGUAAUAGCAUAAAGCAUUUAAGCAUUUUUUUUUUAUUUUUCAUGUUAAUCAAAUAUAUAAGCAUGCAAAGGAGAUUUACAAUAAUAAGGUCUGUAGGGGAAUUGGGGAAAAAAUUCUGACCCUGAUUCCUUCCAUACUACCGGACCCAUUCUUCUAUAGUUUUUAUCCCAGUUUACAGCAUCACCAUUGAGCAAGAAAGAAACAUGGGAAUCAUAUUUACCUUUACUUUCAUAUCUUUUCAGGCAUCGAAUGCUGUGGAAUUUUCUUCCUGAAUAUUUUUCAAACAUGUUUCAUCACCAUAUCUACUACACAUUAGACAUUCAUUCUUUCUUGCCUAGACAAAUACAACAGUUUUCUCAAGUGAUAUUUGACUUUGUUUUCCUACCUUCCUCACUCCCACUUCCAGAAGGGAGCCUGAUUCUUUUGAUUCAACCAGUUGAAGUAGGCAUCUCACCCAGCCACUCUUAUUGGUCUAAGGGUGGGCCCCUGCCUAAGAUGAACCAGGCUCUCCCCUAGGUUUGGACCACUUCUCUCUUGCUUCUAUUGAAUGGGAAUAAGAAAGCAUGUUGACCCAUUUACUUCUGGGCAUCAUUUUAUAACCAUGAGGAUGCACAACAUUAGAAGAAAGUUAAUACUUUGCACAGAAGAUUGGAGAGACAGAACAAUUGAUAUUUUUCUUUGAACUAGUGACUCCAUCGACCGUGGAGACUUUGCUAUGUCUAGCCUUCCUGUUUUGUGAGAUAGUAAAUUUUCUCAUUAAAUGAAUUGGAGCUUUCUCUUACUUAUAGCCAAGAGAAUCCUAAGUGGUUUGUUUAAUUGUCAUCUUCUAAUAUUUUCUAAUAAUUGUCAUCGUCCUAAUAUUAAUUGUCAUCUUCUAAUAAUGUAGAUUUAUACUUCUAAAGGUCAUUUUUACUACUUCUAACCUGAAAGAUCCCUGCUGAUUAAAAAGUUUUGUCAUAGUCAGUGUUUGGAAUACCAGUCUGUACUGUAUAGGGAAGGGGAAAGUGAGGUGGGAGAGUGAAGGAUUUUCUCAAAAGAGUGGGGGAGUGUGGGAGAGAAUGACCAAUAAAUAUUUCUCAUACAUAAGGAAACAGAAACUCAAACAGAUGUGAAUACUCUAGUUAACAUGACCUAUUGGGAAAGUUCCUUGGGUUGUUUUCAACCCAUAAUCUUACCUGGGUCACUAGAAACUAUAAUGUUUUCAAACAGUUGGCCGGAGGUCAGGACAAAUUCUGCAAUCAUACAGUUGAGUGAAGUUAAUGUAAUGAUGGGAAAUUAAUAUUUAUCUCAUUAAAUUAGCACCAUCUUAUGAGCUAGUAGGGUAACUUGGCAAUAACUAGAAUUUCACCAUCAAGAUAAGAUUUACUCUCUGAGCCAGACUGACCUCUGAUCAUGGAAGAGUAUUUUAUGGCAUGAAACAAAUGAGAAUAUCUUGCCUCUUUUUCACCUAAUCUCUACAUUCCAGAAUUAUUUCAACCUAGAUUUUUUUCCUGCCUGUGACAUCUUCUUCUUCCAACACAGAAAAAUAUUCUUAUUGAUAUGAUUCACCCUGAGAGAUUCAGUUUGAUCAUUUAAGACCUUUCUCUUCCUUGUUUUGAAUAAAGACUAGAAAAGC
Molecule: messenger RNA, 3693 nt
Organism: Balaenoptera musculus (blue whale)
Lineage: Eukaryota; Metazoa; Chordata; Mammalia; Artiodactyla; Balaenopteridae
Product: centrosomal protein of 78 kDa-like
Exons: 8
Coding region: 60-686 (208 amino acids)
Cellular component (GO): centrosome
Molecular function (GO): protein binding
Source: RefSeq, a predicted model, not a curated record